Syngnathus acus (greater pipefish) is the source of this 2602-nucleotide messenger RNA. Its product is annotated as carcinoembryonic antigen-related cell adhesion molecule 1-like. The record is from RefSeq and is a predicted model, not a curated record. Bases 105 to 1745 code for a protein of 546 amino acids. Lineage: Eukaryota; Metazoa; Chordata; Actinopteri; Syngnathiformes; Syngnathidae. The transcript is spliced from 10 exons.
CUCCCCUGCCGAGUGCGCACGCGCGGUCUCACCUGGCUGGGUGUGGCCGCGGACGAGCAAGCGAGGAUCAGGCUCAGCAUUUCCCUCCGAGCUCCACGACGACCAUGACGACGACCCUGACCACGACGAUUGUUGCGCUCCUGCUCGUCCUGUCUGAAUGGCAGCGCCUGGAGGCUCGCGACAUUCUCCCACCGGGCCCAAUGGACGCCGUGGUGGGGAAAAACGUCACCCUGCGGACGCUCCUGCAGUCCCCCAAGUACUUGUUCAUCAUCUGGAACUUCAACGACGGUCGCGAGCAGAUUCACGUGGCCACCCUGGGGGCCCAGGGACUAAAGGUGAACGUGCCCUUCCAGGGGCGCGCGUCCGUGGACGCCAAGAGCGGCGCGCUGUCGCUGAGCGCGCUCACGACGGCCGACAGCGGAGACUUCAGCGUCAACAUUUUGAGCGAGGAAGGCGACACCGAGACCGCCGAGAUACAGCUGCGCGUGCUCGAGCCUGUGUCGGGCGUCAAGCUGACCGCAAACAUGGCUGAGGCGCUGGAGCACAACAGCACAGUGGUCCUGACCUGCAACGCCAAAGGCUCUUUCCUCAACUUCACCUGGCUCAACGGCAGCGUGCCUGUUGUCCCUGGCGGACGGCUUGCUAUCCAACAGGACGAGGCGAGCAGUCGGCUGACCAUUGUCGAUGUCCUGCGCACCGACCUGACACGACCCAUCUACUGCAACGCCACCAACAAACUAGAGACGGAGAAGAGCGCCCCCUUCAGCCUGCCCGUCCACUAUGGUCCGGACGAGGUCACCUUCACGGCUUCCCAAGAGUCGGAGUUUGUGCGGGCCGGUUCCAACUUCAACCUAACGUGCGCCGUGCGCUCCAGUCCACCCGCCACCAUCACGUGGUACCAGAACCAGACCCUGAUGGAAGACACUGGGCCUGUGCUGCCGCUGCAGGCCGUGGAGCGGCUCCCCCUGUGGCAGCAGAUGAGUCACUACACGUGCCAAGCUGCCAACGCCAAGACCCAGCGAGUCGUCACCUCGCGUAGCGUUUCAUUCGCUGUCAUGAAGCCGGUGUCGGGCGUGCAAAUGAGCGGGCCAGCCCAGGGCACGGUCCUGCUGGCCAGCAACAGCUCGGCCAACUUCAGCUGCCGUGCGGCGGAAGGUCCCGUGAGCAGCCGCUUGUGGCUGAAGGACGGCAAGCAGCUGCCGGCGACGGGCGACGAGGGCCGCGUGAUGGUGGCGCCCGACGGCACUUGGAUCAGCUUGGCGCCGUUGCUCAAGGGGGACAACGGCCGCAUCGUGUGCCGCCUGUCCAACGCCGUUAGCACGGAGGAGGCUGCCUACCAGCUGCUCGUCAACUUCGGCCCCGAGGCGGUGACGGUGAGCGGGCAGAGCGCGGUGGAGGUGGGCGACGCCAUCCAACUCAGCUGCUCAGCCGACUCAGUGCCGGCCGCCAACUUCACCUGGAAGUUCAACGCAACGCUGACGGAGAUCAAGACGGCCACCUACGCCAUCAAUCAGGCUGUCUACAAGAACACGGGCACCUACACCUGCCAGGCGCACAACGUCGUCACCGGCAAAAGCGCCACCUUCGUGCACCACCUGUCCGUCAAAGAGGAGGGCGCGCUGGAUGAAGGCCUAUCAGAUGGCGCCAUCGCCGGCAUCAUCAUUGCCAUCCUGGCCGCGUUGGGCGUGGCCAUUGGCUUGGUCUUGUACUGCCGGCAGAAAGUUCCGGUGGAGUCGCCAUACUAGUGACCUUUGCACGCACUGCCGGAGAUUAUGGUCCAAACACGGGCCCUUGUGGCUUUUCCGAGACGCCUCCGUUGGGGAAGCGGUGUGCGCGCAUCACGGGAAAGCCACGACGCUCGCCACAAUUCGGACGCUCGCCACAACUCGGACGCUCGCCACAACUCGGACGCUGGCCGCAAUUUGGACGCUGGCCGCAAUUCGGACACUGGCCGCAAUUCGGACGCUGGCCAUAACAUGGACGCUCACCACAACAUGGACGCUCACCACAACAUGGACGCUCGCCACAAUUUGGAUGCUCACCACAACUAGGACCCCGGCCACAACACGGCUGCUCACCACAAUUUGGACGCUCGCCACAAUUUGGACGCUCGCCACAAUUUGGACGCUCGCCACAAUUAGGACACUUGCCACAAUUUGGACGCUCGCCACCAUUCGGACGCUUUGUUUGGUUUCGUGGCGGGAAUCUCCUCCCAUCCUUGUUUGUCUUUGUCGUCUUUGCCACGCCUUGCGACCGCCUCGCUCCCACCGUACUCACCCCUCCCUCCACACUGUGUCAAGACUGGCUGAUGAAAAAAACUGCAAGGGUGGAUGGCGGGCCCAACUGUGACUUUUGGCGGGAAAAGUGCUUUUAUGUUUUUGUAACUGAGUCUGAAAUGACUUUGUGUGCGUGUGCGCACUUGAGUAUUUAUUGUGAAAAAAACUGAAGCUCAUCACAGGUCACGCACGUUCAUCAGACUGCUAGCGUGACGUUUGACCUUUGCAUGAGCUGUCAAUCAACAUGGACGCGCCUGCGUAGCGUGUGGUUUGCUCCUGCCACCUUUUGAUUUCUUGUUUUGUUUUUGUUAAACAGCUGUGCAAAA